CUGCCUGCCUGGCGCCCCCCCACACAACUGGAACCAAGAAGGCCGUGUCCUCCUUCCUCUGGCGUCCUUCCUGUCUCCUGCUGUCAGGUAAUGCCAACCUUGACCCCCUGGACCAAGGGCACCAAUCGCCCAGUCAGCCUGUGCUCCCCUGAACGUAAUGCAGGUCAGACCUCUGAGGAAGCCCAGACUCCUCUUCCCAGAGAGCUUCCCCUUUCUUGGUCAUCAAUUCCCAGAUUGUGCCUCGUACUCUUCUGGGGUGAGGAAUUGCUAAGAACAAUUUCUUCCCGAUGCAUCUGGGAUUGCCACUUAACUGCCUCUUCCCCUUCCUCUCCAGCUUAGGGACACCUGGGUCCAACUUUCACAGGGAAUGCAGGGAUGGGGGUUGGAGAUGACUGAAGCCCAGCGCCAAGUGUAAGGAAGGUGGAGAGGGAGUAUGUGCAGGGAAAGGCUAAAAUGGUACCAAGUGGGCUGGGGGGUGGAAAUGCCAGGCCCAGGUUCUUCUGAGCCAUGUGGCUGUUCCAGGGACAGAGGGUGGCCCCUCCCUACUCAGGGGCCCAGCCAAGACUGACCUUUGACCCCCACCCCAGAGACCAGUGAACCAUUAACUCCUCUCUGAUGUGAACCUUCCCACACUGGUCCCACCCCUGACCCCGCCCCAAGGGAGGUUGGCUGGAGGUUGGGGGGUUGUCCAUCCCAGCCUGACGUGGCUUCCAUUCCACCUGGGCACCUGGAGGCUGAGCCUGGCUCCCCUCCCUGACUCAGGAACCUCUUAGCGUCUACAGCAAGCCUGACGGGGACCUGAGGGCAUAGUCCUCAGAAUGUUCUGGGAGAAAUAGAAACCAGAGCCAGAGCCUCUAACCCGUUCCCCCCAAUAAUGGGGCCCCCAGUGAGUCAUCUUCUGGCUGGCCUGUGUGUGUGGGUGGCCUUGGGCUGGGUAGGGGGCUCAGCCCCCAACCUGGGCCCUGCUGAGCAGGAGCAGAACCAUUACCUGGCCCAGCUGUUUGGCCUGUAUGGGGAGAACGGGACACUGACUGCAGGGGGCCUAGCACGGCUCCUCCACAGCCUGGGGCUAGGCCGAGUCCAGGGCCUUCACCUGGGACACCACGGGCCUCCAGCUGGUCGGGCUGCACCCCCAGCUGGAGACAAUUCCACGCACAGGCCACAGGACCCUGACCUGAGUGUGGAUGUCUGGGCAGGGCUGCCUCUGGGUCCAUCAGGAUGGGGUGACCUGGAGGAGCCAAAGGCCCCACCACCACCCCAUGGGCCAGCCCCCGCGGGCCUGGGCCUCUUUCACAGGCUUCUGCUGCUGGACCAUUCGCUAGCUGACCAUCUGAAUGAGGAUUGUCUCAAUGGCUCCCAGCUGCUGGUCAACUUCGGCCUGAGCCCCGCUGCUCCUCUGACCCCCCGUCAGUUUGCUCUGCUGUGUCCAGCCCUGCUUUAUCAGAUCGAGAGCCGUGUCUGCAUCCAGGCCCCAGACCCACCCCCCCCAGGGGAUCUAUUAUCUGCCCUGGUUCAUAGCGCCCUGGCCGUCCUCCUGCUCAGCCUCCCUGCUCCCCUCUCCCUGCUCCUGCUGCGGCUCCUGGGAGCUCGUCUACUGCGGCCCCUGCUGGGCUUCCUGGGGGCCCUGGCCGUGGGCACGCUUUGUGGGGACGCGCUGCUACACCUGCUGCCACAUGCACAAGGAGGGCAGCACGCCGGACCCAGCGGGCAGCCAGCAGAGGACCUGGGUCCAGGGCUGUCGGUGCUCGGAGGUCUCCUCCUGCUCUUCGUGCUGGAGAACACACUAGGGCUUUUGCGGCGCCGAGGGCUCAGGCCAAGAUGCUGCAGGCAGAAAAGAAAGGAUCUCGGAACACCGAACCUGGACCCAGAGGAUGGCAGUGGGAUGGCCCUUCAGCCCCUACAGGCAGCUCCAGAGACAGGGGCUCGGGGCCACAGAGAGCAAGACAGCCAGCCCCCACCAGCCCCUGUCCCUCCUGGGCACCAAGGCCACAGUCACGGGCACCAGGGGGGUGGUGGAGCCAACAUCACGUGGAUGGUCCUCCUGGGAGACGGUCUGCACAACCUCACCGAUGGGCUGGCCAUAGGUGCUGCCUUCUCUGAUGGCUUCUCCAGUGGCCUCAGCACCACCCUAGCAGUCUUCUGCCAUGAGCUGCCCCACGAACUGGGUGACUUUGCAGUGCUGCUCCAGGCAGGGCUGUCCUUUCGGCAGCUGCUGCUGCUGAGCCUGGUGUCUGGAGCCCUGGGACUGGGGGGUGCAGCCCUGGGGGUGGGGCUCAGUUUGGGCCCUGUCCCCCUUACUCCCUGGGUGUUUGGGGUCACUGCCGGGGUCUUCCUCUAUGUGGCCCUCGUGGACAUGCUACCAGCCCUGCUUCGUCCCCCUGAGCCCCUCCCUAUGCUCGAUGUGCUCCUGCAGGGGCUGGGUCUGCUGCUGGGGGGCAGCAUCAUGCUCACCAUCGCCCUGCUGGAGGAGAAGCUACAGCCCCUGGUCUCUGAUGGCUGAUGGGGGCCA
Messenger RNA from Diceros bicornis minor, 2509 nucleotides. RefSeq names its product solute carrier family 39 member 5 (gene SLC39A5). The coding region runs from base 875 to 2500 and encodes 541 amino acids. Lineage: Eukaryota; Metazoa; Chordata; Mammalia; Perissodactyla; Rhinocerotidae. The transcript has 11 exons. Gene Ontology annotation, biological process: zinc ion import across plasma membrane; intracellular zinc ion homeostasis; BMP signaling pathway. The record is from RefSeq and is a predicted model, not a curated record. Gene Ontology annotation, molecular function: zinc ion transmembrane transporter activity. Gene Ontology annotation, cellular component: membrane.